This is a messenger RNA of Cladocopium goreaui, 684 nucleotides long. The record is from the annotation of a GenBank genome assembly. NCBI's taxonomy places the organism in Eukaryota, Dinophyceae, Suessiales, Symbiodiniaceae.
AUGUCCGUGGACGUCGCUCUGUCGGUCGAGGGCCAAAGAGCCCAACACAGCGCUGCGCCUGGAGCAGCGCUGCCAGUGGGAAGCGAUGGCGAAGUAGGCCACGGAGGCGACGGAGGCUGCGAGCUCAGCGAGCUCAGUGAGCUCACCGAGCUCCAGCAGCUGGAACAGGAAUGCCAGGAGCGUGCCGCUGCCGUGUCAAGGCUGUGGGCACGUGUGGCCGAUUUGCGGCGCCUCGAACGAGUUGCGAUGGCAGGGGCGGAUUCUGAGAGGCUCUCCCUGCUGGAAAAGCUCCGCAAAGAUUUGCUGAGCACUUCAGAGUUUCGAAGCCUCGCCUCUGAGCUUGACCAUGCAUUGCCCACGCCACCUGGGCAGAGUGAUGCUGUUGUGAGCGAGGACGUCACGGUAGCCUCCCUGUUGCUGGAAAUCACCGCUCUGCGCCAACUGCUGGAGGAGGAGACGGCGGCCGAGCGAUCGCAACAGAGUCGCGAGAGUCGCGAGCAAAGGCCCGCGCCCAGAGUGCCCGCGCCGGCUGUGCCGCUCCAGGUCGAGCAGAUGCCGCAGGCACGCACGAAUUUCCCCAGUGCAGUAGCUGCUGGAUUCAGACUUGCUGAAGGCAAAGGGCAAGUCACCAGGGAACGCAAAGCAACGCGGAAAAAAUGCCUGCUGAAUCUGACAAAGAUCUGA